UUUAUAUAUCUUACACUUUAAUUUUUAAAGGUGCAAUUUAUUUAUUUUAUGGAAACUAUUCCUAUAAAACCCAUCGCUAGAUAACAAUUGAUUGUUGGUUGCUCAACGUCCAGUGACAAAUAUUACAUGCAUGUCUAGGACGCAAGAUAGUAAACUUUAACAGUUCCCGUCAUGAUAGAAUGAUAAACUAUGAUUAUAUAUCCAUAACAUAAAUGAAAAUAGUUAAAAAGUAUUAUAAUAAAAUUGUGUAUAUUUCAGAUACCAUACCAAAAUUUAACUGAAGAAGAAAGAUUGUUUUUAAGAAACGCCCAUCUUGAUGUUGACGGCGAAGAGGAAAAUGAGUGUGAAAGUAGUGCAGAAAAUAAUGAUCAAGAGAAAAUUGUGGAUACGGCAACUGACGGGUAUGAUGAACAGCUAUCAUUAGAAGAAACUUUACAACUACUAGAAGACAUCGCAUCGCCUACCAAGGAUAUAACUGAAGACCAAACCAAUGAAGUUAACACGCAGCAAGACUGCAUAAUGAAAGAUAAAACACCUGAAAAGAAUAUAGAAAUAAAUUUGACAAGUGAAAACGUGCAGAGCUGCCAAGUAUUAUUGAUAGAAGAAAAAGAAAACCAGGUGGUACAAAAUAACACAGCAUCUCCUUACUAUAGUGAAAUGUAUAGACAAAGAUUUGGAAGACCCCCAUCUUUAAUAAGCUCAGAAAGUCCAAGCAAAAGAAUUCAUUUACAGGAAAUCAACGGAAACCAGUCCACAUUUUUCAACGCUGGUAUCACUCAGUACUUUGAUAGUGAACAAAUGUAUCCUGUAGAAUUGUUCAGUAAAAACUCUCUAGACGAUAUAACGAGCUACAUUUACUACAAUGAAGGUGAUAUCGUUGAUUAUAGAACUAAUCCUGCUAUGAACAAAGGGACUGCGGUUUUCAGUAGCGGUUUUUGGAGAAGAGGCUUAGUGAUCAAAAUAGACAAAUGUCCUAGACGAGGCACGCUUUACACUGUAAGAGAUGAUAUUACAGACUUCUGUUUUUAGAUAAAUAGACACCAAAUAAGA
This is a messenger RNA of Mytilus trossulus (common blue mussel), 1050 nucleotides long. RefSeq lists its product as uncharacterized. NCBI's taxonomy places the organism in Eukaryota, Metazoa, Mollusca, Bivalvia, Mytilida, Mytilidae. Bases 520 to 1029 code for a protein of 169 amino acids. The record is from RefSeq and is a predicted model, not a curated record. The transcript has 5 exons.